Molecule: messenger RNA, 2080 nt
Organism: Chironomus riparius
Lineage: Eukaryota; Metazoa; Arthropoda; Insecta; Diptera; Chironomidae
Source: the annotation of a GenBank genome assembly
AUAACAUCCAUCAUAGCUAAACGUAAACAAAGAAAAGCAUUAAAUUGCUGCAAGGACGGAACUAUUUGCUGAAAGGAGCUUUAAAAGUGAAAUAAUAGAUUUUUUAGAUAUUUACGGUUAAAUACAGUAAAGUGCAUUCUGUUCUCCUACUUGCUUUUUGGUUCGUCAAGCAGUAAAUUUAAAUAAUUAAUUGAAAUCAGAAAUUGCUGAUUAUUUGAGGAAAAAAUCAAUAAUUAAUCAUGGCUGCUGGAACAACUUUGCAAAAAGCAAUUGACAUCGUAACGAAGGCUACAGAAGAAGAUCGAAAUAAGAAUUAUGAAGAAGCAUUAAGAUUGUAUGAGCAUGGCGUUGAAUAUUUUCUACAUGCCAUCAAGUACGAAGCACAAGGUGAUAAAGCUAAAGAAUCAAUAAGAGCAAAGUGCUUACAAUACCUCGAUCGAGCCGAAAAGCUGAAACAAUACCUGAAAAAAGGGAAUAAAAAGAAGCCUGUCAAGGAUGGUGAUAGCUCGUCCAAAGAUAAUAAAGAUAAGAAAAGUGACAGUGACUCAGAUUCCGAUGAUCCAGAAAAGAAGAAAUUACAGGGCAAAUUGGAAGGAGCUAUUGUCGUUGAAAAACCUCAUGUUAAAUGGUCCGAUGUUGCUGGUCUAGAAGGAGCAAAAGAAGCACUUAAGGAAGCUGUUAUUCUGCCUAUUAAAUUUCCUCACUUAUUUACUGGUAAGAGAGUUCCAUGGAAGGGAAUUCUAUUAUUUGGACCUCCGGGAACUGGUAAAUCAUACCUUGCAAAAGCCGUCGCAACAGAAGCAAACAACUCUACCUUCUUCUCAGUAUCAAGUGCUGAUUUGGUAUCAAAAUGGCUAGGUGAAUCAGAAAAAUUGGUCCGAAAUCUCUUCGAAUUGGCUCGAUCACAUAAGCCUAGCAUUAUAUUUAUUGAUGAAGUAGACUCUUUAUGUUCAUCACGUUCUGAGAACGAAAGUGAAAGUGCCCGACGAAUUAAAACGGAAUUCUUGGUUCAAAUGCAAGGUGUUGGAAAUGACAGUGAAGGUAUUCUCGUUUUGGGUGCUACGAAUAUUCCAUGGGUUCUUGAUUCAGCUAUCAGGAGACGUUUUGAAAAACGAAUUUAUAUACCGUUGCCUGAAGAACAAGCUAGAAUGGUAAUGUUUAAGAUUCACUUGGGAAACACAGCACACAUCUUAACGGAAGAAAAUCUGAAACAAUUAGCAAAACAAACAGAAGGAUAUUCUGGUGCUGAUAUUUCAAUUAUCGUCCGUGAUGCUCUCAUGCAGCCUGUUAGGAAGGUACAGACCGCGACGCAUUUUAAGCACAUUCGAGGACCUUCACCGCUCGACAAGAAUCAAAUUGUAGAUGAUCUUCUAACGCCAUGCUCGCCUGGUGAACGCGGUGCAAUAGAAAUGACUUGGAUGGAAGUUGACGGCGAAAAGCUUUAUGAACCUCCAGUAACUAUGGGAGAUAUGUUGAAUUCUCUUGCGAGAACCAAACCAACGGUAAAUGAGGAUGAUAUGAAAAAGCUACAGAAAUUUACAGAUGACUUUGGACAGGAAGGAUAAACAAACACCGAAGCUUUAUUUAUUGAAAAAUCAAGAACCUUCUAAUUUUAUAUUUUUAUUACUAAAAAGAUUUAAUAUUCUUAAAAUUCUUGUGAAAAAAAAAGAGAAAAGAUCAAGAAAAAGUACACGUUGCCUAAAUUAUCAAGGCUGAAACACUCAAGAAUAAUCCUAAAUACAAUCCUGGAUAGCUCAUGAGUGUCUCAAUCUUGAAUAUUAUUAUGAUAUUCAUUCACAUACGAAAGAAAGAUAUAAAUAUAAAUUGUCUAGCGAUGAAAUAUGCUAAUCUGUCAAAUUUUUUCUUCCCAAACCGGAUUCUUCUCAGCAAUUGAUUUUAUUAUUAUUUGAAAAAGAAAAGAAAAUGUUGCGUUCUUAACACCUGUUAAUUCAACUUAUGAUAAUCGGAGGGACAGCAGAACAAUAUGUAUAUGAUGAGUUUUCGCCUGUUUUAUAACAAAUUGAUUAUUCUUUUUUAAUUGUUUUCCACUUAUCCAUUGAUGUUGCGUUUCAAAUAAAAG